Messenger RNA from Puccinia graminis f. sp. tritici CRL 75-36-700-3, 1611 nucleotides. RefSeq lists its product as uncharacterized. The transcript has 2 exons. The coding region runs from base 54 to 1442 and encodes 462 amino acids. Lineage: Eukaryota; Fungi; Basidiomycota; Pucciniomycetes; Pucciniales; Pucciniaceae. The record is from RefSeq and is a predicted model, not a curated record.
GCACCUUCCUGCUCAACUGCUUGGAAUUGUUGCUCAUCUGCUCCACACUUGCAAUGUCCGAUUCCCCAACGCCAAGCCAAAACAAACCUAGCAGCUCCCACGAAGUCGAGCGGAAACUUCGAUUUGCACGCCAAACCAUCAAACUCCACGAGCUUCGAAAUGAAAGAGUGCAAGCCUCAAUCGAAACAUCAAAUUCCAAAGUGAGGAAACAAUCAGCGCUCAUCCGCGCCCUGUACGCCAAUAGCUUAACUCAUAGCUACCUCCAAAUCGAAACUGCUCGAGAUUCUCACCCGUUUAGAAAUCCAGAAAUUUUAAAAUUCAAUGGCCCGACGUAUGCGCUGACACGAGGACUUCUACCACGCUUGCGUCGCCUACUUCUCGAAAUGACAGACGCCCUAGAACCCACUCGGUUCCAAGAGCUGCGUUUUUCGGACCAGCCAGACCCCAUGGAGCUGGAUUGGCUCGGGGGGAUACCUGACAAUGCAUGCCAACUUCUAUCGAGUGUCUUUGCAGAUUGGUACUCCUACCCCGAGGAAUACCCCGGCCCAAGUUCGCACCCAUGUCCGACUUCCUCUUAUAUCCUACAUUCAUAUCAUUAUCCCGAAAUCAUUUGGGCAGUCGAUCGGAUAACAAGCGAUAUAGUCCAUCUACUCCGAAACUACGCCGAACAAUCACAAGAUGAGCCAGAGCUCUGGAGUCCCGAAUAUGGGCAAGCAGAUGUAGGCCAGAUAUUACGACUGAUUGAUCAAAUGGUUGACGAUUUGGAACAUCCCCGCACGAUGAUCCAAAUCAAGUGGCAACGGGUCGUCAGGGAGACCCAAGUCAUGGAACUCGCCGUGAUCGAAUGCUUGAAGCCCAAAGAGUUACGCGAAACGAACAACAGAGAAGGAACGUUCGAAGGCACUCAUCUCGAGCUGGAUCAGUGGGUUCCAAGGGAAGACAUGGAUCAACGCGAAGUCGACCUCCGCAAAAGUUUCUUGCCGGUCUUGAAGAUCUGUCGAAUUCUAUUGAAUAAACUAUCCAGGCCGACCAGCAGCGAACCGCUUGUGAUCCUCGAAGCCGAUAUGACCGUUUUGAAUAGAUUAUACGAGGAAACACAUAAAAUGGAGAGUAAACUUAGGAAGUUGACCAUCAUCGUCUUGACCUCCGACACUGCACGAGCACGCAGAUACCUGCGUCAUGAUUGCCUUGCAAGUUUUCGACUCCUUGUACAGUCAAAUCAAUCCUGCUGGCAGGCUUACAGAUCUGAGGAUUCAGAUCUUUCAAUCCUCAUUCAAACCGCUCUUGAAUGGUGUGAAAUGUGGACAGUUCAAUAUCUGGCUGCUAUCAAACAUUUUGAAUGGAAACUCUCAGUAGCACAUUUUGAUGAUAUUUUUUAUAAUCAAAAUGACACUAACAGUCAAACAGAAAGUGAUGAUUUCUUUAGUAGUUCUGAUGAUUAGAACUAUUCUACAAUAAAUACCAAAUGUUACAUCAAGAUUUGUUGCUUGUGAUAACUACAAUCAUAUUUAGUUUAUUUCCUUUGGCUCUUGUUUGUGUGGUGGGUCUUGUUCAUCAAGAAAGAAUUUGAUAUAGAUUGUGUUUAUUGUUGUGAGCCCUGAGACCAGAGUA